GCAAGGGCGUCACAAACGGUCUGCCCGUGUCUCCCACGCACUUAGCGAAAAUUUGUAAGUGGACACGACGCUUUUGGAGGAGAAGGGAAAACUCUCGCGGGUUCCCAGGCCGGAGCUCGUGCCUAGCCAAGUGGAGUGAUUGUGGAUCUCAAUAUAUCGCUAGCUGCCGGGAUAGAGAUCCUUACCAGACUGAUAUCUCUGCGCUGGGGAAAUUAACACUUCUCCUGACUGUGCUGUUUCUCUCGCUCCACCGGGUAUUGGAACAAUCCUCAGCUAAUUGGACGUUUUUAUGCGAGAUGGAGAGAUAAAUGGGUCGUCAAUCGGCCGGUUCAGAUAUUUUCACUCCUUUCAAGAUGUUGUUCUCCGGACUUCUCUACUCUUUCCUAUUGAUGACUUGCUUUAAGGUUUUACGAAAUAUGAUCACGGUGAUAUAGACCAUGCCUAUGAGGAAAGAUCGAGAGUGAAUAUUGAUGCGCCUAUUUUAAACUCCUGAACCAAACUCAAGAUGUGACAUGGAUUGAAGCACUGCAUCCAUAAACAAAACAUCAAGUGUCGGUAACGUAUCGUUACAAAAUCUGUUCUAGGGAAACCACUCAAGAAGGAGAAAAUGUGUCUUUUUAAACAAACUGAGUAUAAACUAGACACUCGUGUCGUAAGCAGGAAGGUCUGACGAAAAAGAAGACAAUUUUUUGUCGUAAUUGAAAGUGAUGCUGGGCAUCUGACAACAGUUUUUUGGCUGAUAUACAUUACAAGCGAGAUGAAAUUUCGUACAUGAUGCUUCAUACUUUUACGUGAAUUUCACGAUUACCCCUGAACCAUAUGUUAACUGAAACAUGUUCGUUAGUUUGUCUUUAAGAGAGCAUCGCCAUUCAAGGAGUGGAUUUUCGUCAUAUCGCGGUUAUACCGAUAGAACCACAUUGAACCACCUCAAAUUCGAUACCCUUAUUCAGUCAAGCUUCAAUCUCUUACCGGAUUCCUUUCCAAACAUUGACAAACUGGAACGUUUUGAAAUAUGCACCCCAAGACUCACAUUUGAUAGGGAUCUUCAAUCGGCGUAGAGAGCAUACACAAACUAAUGUGUAGUAGCAAAUGCACAUUACGAACUCUGCACUUAUGCUUCGAUUGUCUAGUUUUCUCCUGGAUCUCAUUCUUAUGACAGCACGUUGAAAGCACAAACUUUCACCCACAAUACGCCGCUUGAAGUAUACUUUUUGAACGGAAAGUAUACAAAAUAUUUCUUUUCCAGAAAUUUUAUUGUAUAAGCACAUCGUGAGACGAACUAUGAAACAACAUUACGUGAUUUUUUGGACGCAUCGCGCGUGCAAGACCACUGCCAAGUUCAUGCUGUGAGAGAACCUAAAUAUAGGGUUUCCAUGGUGACACACGUUCUGCAUCUCGAAGAAACGUGCAUCACUGUUUUCACUGACUGUUUGAGCGAGAAAUAUCAAAAUGGAGAGCGAUUUCCCUGACAGUUUAAUGGAGGACUACGGUUACUUCAACGUAAACUUCUCUUAUGAUCCCAUUCACCUAUGCGACUCCCUACGCAGGGUUAACGCUUCCGAUGUUAAUGAUUUUCUCUAUGUUGGGUAUGAACGAUGGCUCAUUUGCCUUAUUCUUCCUUUGAUCCUGACGCUAGGGCUGGUGACCAAUCUGGCAUUUAUGUAUGUUGUAGCGCGCAUUCAGUCAAUGAGGACGGUAGUGAACCAGUACCUUGUGCAUUUAGCCGUAGCAGACAUGCUCUUCCUAGUUGGUGCCAUUGGCAAGAAACUCUGGCAGUACUGCGAGUCGCCACUCAAGGACGACGAAGGUUCUGCAUACGGACCCAUCAUGGUCAUCAUCAGUCAUCUCCUGGUCUACACCACCAUUUUUUCUUCAGAAUUACUUGUGACGCUAGUAGCAUUUGAACGUUUUUAUGCUGUAUGUAGACCAAUGGUAGUGUUCGCAGCGAGUUCAAACAAUCGGAAAGUCGCGAACCUCCUUUGCUUAGUUUGGUUGAUUAGUGUAAGCCUUGCGGCCUCGACCAUACCGUCCGUACUAAAACCCAUUAGCAUUUGUCAUAUCUGGCCCGAUGAGUAUUCCUAUCUGGAGAGAAUGUACGUGAAGUAUACAGCAGUCAAUAUUAGCAUUAGAUACUACACCAACAUCAUCCAGACAGUGCCGUUCUUCGUCGUUAUGGUCAUCAACAGCAUCCUUUAUGUUUGUAUUAUGAGAGAGAUGGAGCGACGUCUUAAAGCCAUGGAGCGACACGAUCUCGACCUGCAGAGCAAUGUGGAUAUUCGAAACCAAGUGUCGCGAAUGCUCGUCGCAAACGGAAUAAUCUUCUUCAUCCUCAUGGCGCCGUUCCAAUUUGGAUCGCUAAUCAAUUUUGUGGACAAAAUCAUAGGUACAUAUUCUAUGAAUAAUAGCGAGCGUUUCUUGAAUAUCGCUAGAAUGAUGGUAUAUUGCAACUCGGCCAUUAAUCCUAUAAUCUACAACAUGGCUAAUUCGCGAUAUCGCGCGGCUUUUGAGGAAGCGUUUUUUAAAAAGUGGUGCAAAAAAAGGAGAUGGAGUCGACACCCACAGAAGCAACUUGGAAAUCACAGCUCUGUCUACGCUACGUCGAUCACGAAAGCGUCCAACAGCGAUUCUAGCCUGGGAGGAAACCCAGCGGCCAAUGGCAACGAAACAUGUGUCUGAAAUACGGCCCCUUCAGCUUAAAUCAUAUCUUAUCUUCAUCGCAUCGUUAAAAAAAGGGGAAAAACCCGAAGCGCUAUUGAACCUGUUGGUUAGCUGUCUAAUGAGACAUUCAGGUACCAAUUAGUCCUCGACUAAUGUUGGUGAUAUUAGGUAAUUAUGUUUUUGAUGUUGUCGAAGCAUAACUGAAUUUGAUUUGUUUAACCCCAAAUGCGCCAUCAAGUUUAAAAGUAUGUAUGACAAAAAAUAUUUCAAGAAAUGAGUUUUAAACUGUUUCCUUUUUCUACAUUGAUUAUUUGGACAUUUAUGAAUCCAUUUUGAAUUUAAGAAGACAUUUUUCCCCGAUAAAGAAUUUAAAAUUUAUACAGUGGAAUUCUUUGAAUCGACAGAGUAAAUUAGAUAAAUGGGAAAAAUAAUAUCGGUUAGUCAUUUUAUGCUUACUUCAAAUUAUUUAAUAUGGUUUUUACGAUAGAUUUGAGAAAGUACCUGCUUUGAAAAUAAUCCUCUUAAAGCUUACAGUCAUUUGCUAUGCAAUAGCAUUAAUGAUAUAAUUGUGAAAACUAUUUCCGAAAUCUCAAACGUCUGUUCAUUUUCAAAAUUGACUCAUAAUUAGGAUUGAAGGACCCAUUAUUCUUUGAGAGACGGACAAUUCAUUCACACUUCACACGCGAAGUGCUGUAAAGAAAUAAUGAAUAUUUGUAUUUAUAACAACAAAUAGGAUAAGUUAAAGCUUCAGCGAUUUGUCUUCAGACAUGUGGAAAGAGAGGGGAAAAAACAGAAAGUUCCUGUCUUUAAAAGUUGGAGAAAAAACACCACGCGUUCCGUAGACACCUAACUUGUGAGAGUCAACAGACUUACUAAUUGCUUCCCAGUAGCAAGGCAAUUGAAGUGCCUAAAUGAAAGAGAAACGGCGAAGUUCCUCUGGACGUUAAAACAUAUGCUAACGCUAAGACACUACUCUUGGACAUCGCAAGGUAUGGAGUGCAAAAUUAAGAGAUUCGCUUUCUAGCAUUCGGACUGAUUCGUCCUCUGCUGCUCACUCUGGGAAGAUUUUACGUUGAUAACUCUCUGUCUUUGACGAAACACCUACAAACUCAAGAAUUGCGUGGUGUUCACAGACUCACGUCGUACUGAAGACUUGUCGUUGCGUGUUAAGAUUUUUGUUGAAGUAUAUUAAAGUGAAGUCUUGCAUACUGAUGGGGUGUGAAUGAUUAAAGUGAACGACGAUGAAGGUGCCUGUAAACCCGCCUAAAGUUGAAUUGGGUGUCGUUGUUCUGUACAUUAUUCAGCACACACGGCCGGUAUAGCGACCAAGAAGACCAGUAGAGCCUCACAAAACCCUUCAAAUCUUGUAGUUCUCCGUCUGGAUGUAGCUGCUGAAUUUUAUUACAAUUUGUUUUCUUUCAUACGUUAGUGAGGUGAUACAGCAACUAGGGCAAAAUUGGACUAGACUUCUGAUAUUUCAUUAUUCUACUUCUCACAUGUUUUUGUUUCUAAAUUUCCGUUGUCUAAGUUUUUCAAUCUACAUAUGUUUGGAUAACUGCACACGUCUCAAAACUUUUCUUUGUGAUGAGGCAUCGUGUAGAAUAUGAUCAGUCUCAAAGCUCGAUGUUAACGAUGAUUUAUCCAUUUUCUAAUGUCAUGGUGGGGGUACCAUUCUCUUCCUGUACAUUUUUAAAUAUUAUUAAUGAGAAUAUCCUCAUCAAUGUUACUAGAAUCGUUAUCAAUAUUGUCAUUAUUUCUACUAGAAAGUUGAACAUUGUUGAAAUGAGAGAUUACUGCAUAAUAUUCGGAAGAUAUUGGCCGAUUGUUUUAAUGAAAUAACGAUGUCCGAAGAGUGGUCAUGCACAAUUGUCUAAAUUUUACAAUGCCAAUCAAGAUAUGUUGCAUAACCAUGUUAACGAAUGUUGGUGGUUCAAAAGCUGUGUCCAGAAAUAUGCCAGUGUACUUUCUAGUUCUAUUGAGGUGAAUAUCUUAAGAAAAUAAUCCCUUUUUUUCUUCAAAUUUUACCCCAUGCGUCCCGGAUGCGGCUUUCGAUGCCACUGAAACUAGAUCAGAAAUACAAUGUAACAAAAGAAGUAUUCAAAGAUAAACUUGAGCUCUGGUAAAUAGAUUCUCUCAGAGUCCAACGAAACUUACUCUGAAUGUUCAAGAUUACAAAUAAAUGACAUGUGCCAAAGAAAUUUGGUAGAAAAUGUAUAGUGGCUGAGUAAUGAGCAUAGACAAAAUAAGGAAAUCCGGGUAAGUAGGCCCGAGGUCACUCUUUGUGCAAAUUGGAGUUGUGAUUUUUAUCGAAGAUGAUGACCAGUACAUUUGUGGGUGCGUUUGUUUUUUAUUUCACUGGUUCAAACAACCAAUCUACUGCUAUAAACAAUCCAUAAUAAAUCAUGGCAAUUAUUUCUCAAAAUACGAUUCCCAUACCAGAGCUCAAGAUUAGAGAUGGACGAAUUUAUUGAGUCAUCCAGUGAAAAAGAGAGAAACUAGUCUUUUCAUACAUUUUAUAUCGACAAAUCCUUCUUAAAGAACAAAUACUAUUAUCAAACUGACUAAAUUAAGUCAUAUCAUAUAGUCAUUCUAAAACUGAUUCAAGAUAUAAAAAAAUACCUCCCAAAGUUAUCGUAACGAGGUAUUCUAAUACCAGUUGGUAACCAAAAUCAUAGUGGCUUGUUUAUUUUUCUUUCUUUCAAAAAUCGAAAUUAUUUAUUUGAUUUGCAUUAGAAUUUAUGCAACGAAAACUAUUAAAUACCUUUAAAGAUCUCUCUCUCUCUCUCUCUCUAAAUUAAUUCGUCUAUGACUAUAUUAGAUGUUUGUGAGACCGACUAAUUGAUUAACUAGUUUGCGGUAUAUUGCGGAGUCCUUGGUUCCAAUUUGUUUUCUUCAAAUUAAAUAACAUCAAUAAAUUCAUGACUUGAUUUGAUUCUGUGACCACAUUUUCAUUUCCAUGUAAGCAUUAUUUAAAUGGGGAGAUUCCGUUCUGUCUACCUAUGAGAAAAAACCAAUACAUUGCUCCAUAUUCGUAAUUAAAGCGCCUGGGACCCUUAUUGAUUUUGUUUGACGAAAACUUGCGGCCGGUCUCAUUUUUCUUCCCGUAUACUGAUGUUACUUCUAAUGUAUCAAUAUGUAAAAGGGUAUAAAUUGUGUUCUGCAAUACUAAAGUCAAAUUGCAAUCAGCGCAGUGCGAUCACGUCCCCUUCUUCUUUUAAAUAUACAUAUUUCCAAUUCUUGCCAUAAUUUGGUGGAAAGUGGGGACUGGUGAUAUUUUCUUUUCUUUGCGGGGAACGCCCCCUCAUCAUAACUCUGGCUAAAUAAUCGAUGAUUUGCUUAUUUCCGAUGUCACAGCCA
Molecule: messenger RNA, 6015 nt
Organism: Strongylocentrotus purpuratus (purple sea urchin)
Lineage: Eukaryota; Metazoa; Echinodermata; Echinoidea; Camarodonta; Strongylocentrotidae
Product: neuropeptides capa receptor
Exons: 1
Coding region: 1450-2676 (408 amino acids)
Biological process (GO): G protein-coupled receptor signaling pathway
Cellular component (GO): plasma membrane
Molecular function (GO): G protein-coupled receptor activity
Source: RefSeq, a predicted model, not a curated record